AUGGGCAUAGAUACGACUCAUGAAAGGAAAAUAGAUAAAGACACAAUUAUAACUCGAAAUUUGAAAUUAGAAAAACGUAAUCGUGGACAGAAAUCUCCUAACAAGAUAGAAGAAGAUCGCGAGCCAGAUUGGUCAUACAGUACAUUUCCCAAAGAGGUAGCAGCUCAUGUCACUCAGUUUAAGAGAAAUAUGAGCGAAUGUUUAAAAGAAGUACAAGCCAAUGAUAAAAGACCAAUUAAACGCCUCUCGCCUAAAAUGGAAUCGCCGGUGCACGCAGAAUGCCUCAUUGCUUGCGUUUUGAAGCGGAAUGGCGUGAUUAUAAACGGAAAAAUAAAUAAAGGUACUGUUUAA
Messenger RNA from Arctia plantaginis, 351 nucleotides. The record is from the annotation of a GenBank genome assembly. NCBI's taxonomy places the organism in Eukaryota, Metazoa, Arthropoda, Insecta, Lepidoptera, Erebidae.